This is a messenger RNA of Alnus glutinosa, 1514 nucleotides long. RefSeq names its product cytochrome b561 and DOMON domain-containing protein At3g25290-like. The coding region runs from base 80 to 1249 and encodes 389 amino acids. The transcript is spliced from 3 exons. The record is from RefSeq and is a predicted model, not a curated record. Lineage: Eukaryota; Viridiplantae; Streptophyta; Magnoliopsida; Fagales; Betulaceae.
ACUGUCACCUUUACUUUUCCCCUUCCAUAUACCACCUUCCCGUCCACCUUCACUAUCUCUUCCACCGAAAAAAGCAUCGAUGGCUUCUCAUCAAUCCUCUUCACUGGCUCUUCUAGUCCUUACCCUCACGGCUCUGCUAAUCUCACCGGCCGAGUCUCUCACCUGCACCUCCCAGACCUUCACCAACAAUGCCCGCUACACUAACUGCGUGGACCUCACCCAGCUCACCGCCUACCUCCACUGGACCCACGACCAGUCCAACUCAUCCCUGUCCAUCGCCUUCAUCGCCCCUCCUGCCAAGUCCGAUGGCUGGGUCGCCUGGGCCAUAAACCCAACGGAGACGGGUAUGAAGGGCUCCCAGACCCUCCUCGCUUUCCAAUCCAACGGCGCCAUGACCGUCAAAACCUACAACAUCAGCGCCAUCGGGCCCAUCGCGGAGUCCAAGCUCUCUUUCGAGGUGUGGGACCUGAGCGCCGAGCAGUCUGACGGUGUCAUGAGAAUCUUCGCCAAAUUGAAGGUCCCGGGGAACGGCAUGACGGUUAACCAGGUUUGGCAGGUGGGGGCCUCCGUUACCAGUGGCGUGCCGGACGCGCAUCCCAUGCAGACGGCCAAUUUGAACUCCAAGUCCACCUUGAACUUGAGUGGUGGACAGACUGUCACCCCCUCCGGAGGGGACUCUAGGACCAAGAAGAAGAAUAUUCAUGGGGUACUGAAUGUUGUGAGUUGGGGCAUCCUGUUUCCCAUCGGAGUUAUCAUUGCGAGGUACCUGAGGACUUUUGAAUCUGCGGAUCCGGCAUGGUUCUAUCUUCAUGUUUUCUGCCAAGUAUCUGCUUAUGCCAUUGGGGUGGCCGGCUGGGGGACUGGUCUUAAGCUUGGAAGUGAAUCGCAGGGAGUCAAGUUCUCUGUUCACCGCAACAUCGGAAUUGCCCUGUUUUGCCUUGCCACGGUGCAGAUAUUUGCUUUAUUCUUACGCCCAAAGAAGGACCACAAGUACAGGUUCUAUUGGAAUAUCUACCACCAUUCUAUCGGAUAUGGCAUAAUCGUCCUUGGCAUCGUCAAUAUUUUCAGAGGUUAUGACAUCUUACAACCUGCAAAUAAAUGGAAAUCUGCCUACAUAAUUUUGAUCAUUGUAUUGGGUGCGAUCGCCUUGUUGUUGGAAGCGAUUACUUGGAUUGUAGUCGUGAGGAGGAAGUCCAGCAAAUCCACCAAGCCCUAUGAUGGAUUCAACAAUGGAGAAGGCAGGCAAUAGUUGCCAUGCUUUAGCCAGCCUUGGACCUAUCAUCUACGGCAGCUCUUCUCUUUCUAUUCUGAACUUCUGUUCAGCUUGUGUAUAAUGGCUUGAUUUUCACUAGCUUUAUUUAUUGUCUAUUAUAUACAUAUAGAGAUUGUUCAAUGUUUCUGUUAUAUGUAUGUGUCUACUAUGUUCCUGCCAGUGGUUAGGUUGAUGAAACUUUCUAGGAUGUGUGCACAUUGACAAAAUUUUUGAAGAGAAUUAUUUAUUCAUGAUUUCCCUA